GACAACACCGGAUGUAGAACGGGGAGAGCAAGUAAACAUAUAUAUUACAUUCCUUCUUCGUAGACGAAUUCUAGUUAUUUAAAACCAGAGAUUGAGAUUCUUUUGACAAUAAUAAUUCCGCUACUACAAGUCUACAAAAAUGUAUAAAUUACAGUCUUUGAAUUCGUUUCUUUCUGAGUGUUUAACGGCGGCGGCAGUGGAGAUUUUGGGGGCAAUUGAGAAAGUAGUAGCUGAGUACCAGGAGGAGAUAUCCCGAUCUAAAGAGGAGAUUGAUAGUCUACGGAGACAGCUAAGGAUUACACCGGAGAUAAAACUAUGUAUAACAGACUCCCAGCAGCUCUCUCUACCUGUCUCUGAAGAGGUUCCAUUUGAGCAACAACACUGUGAGCAGGAGGAACCAGGGCCAUCACAGAUUAAAGAGGAAAAGGAGGAAGUCAGGACCAGCCAGGAGGAAGAGCAGUUUCAAGGACUGGAGGGUAAUACCAUAGAGUUUAUAUUUAGUGGUCCCUGUGUGAAAAGGGAAUGGGAUCAUGAGGCCUUAAGCCGCAGCUCAACUGUAAUUAGUGACCAAGUAAAUAGACCACCAUUGGAUCCCAAACCACCAUUGGGGGCACACUGUUCUGAACUCAGCACCAUGUCUACAAAAUCUCACUACUGCGGCAAAGUAUUUUCUCUGAAAGCUGACCUUCAGAGGCAUGUGACUCUCGCCAGGGAGAGACCCAUUGAAUGCCCCUACAACGCCACAUGUAAACUGAAGGCCCAUGUCCCACUCUGUCACGGUGGGAAACCCUGCCCUGUUUGUGGCAAGACCUUUAAAAACAAAGACCAUCUAUCCCAGCACAUGAGGAUUCAUACACAGGACAGGCCAUUUAGCUGUGGUGACUGCGGAAAAGGUUUCUAUAGCAAGGGGCUGCUGAACGUGCAUAUACAGACUCAUAAAGGAGAGAAACCAUUCAUCUGUGGAUACUGCGGGAAAAGCUUCUAUCAGAAGGGGAAUCUAAACCAACAUUUACGGACUCACACAGGAGAGAAACCAUUUAGCUGUGGUAUCUGCGGAAAAAACUUCAGUCGAAAAACGCAUCUGAACAGGCAUAUCCUGACUCACACAGGUGAGAAACGGCAUGGCUGUUCUGUGUGUGGUAGAAGAUUCGCUGAGAAUGCUGACCUGCUGAAGCAUGUGGAUAAAGUCCACAAAUAACAAAACCAGGAUCAAAACCGAAUGGAGAAAGACAACCAGGACACAGGCAUCUAUCAGAAGAUGGGAAUAAAAAAGGCAGGAUAUGGACAACACCAAACUGGAUCCUUCAUGCUGUAGGUUUCAAAUGAAUAGACCUACCCCAUUGAAACAUUAGCCAAUUAACAAUUAGGUUGUUUGUUUUGGAAUGUAUCAGUCAGGGUGAAGAGAACAUUUUCAGACUGUUUAUACAUUAAAACAUUGAACUUUCCAGAAAAUGGUUUGCUUGAAUUUGAGUAUUUAUCUUGACCCAAUGGUCCAUUCUGUCCUAAUGCUGCUCAUCCAUGAUAUUGUAGCGAUAUAUUGUAGUUGGAAUACUUUUGCGGUGAAACUGCCACGUCCGUUGGUUAUAUGACAACAGAUGUUACUUCAAUGACUAACACUGCUUUUUUUUUCUUUCUCUGAUAUCGUUGCACACUUGACUGAUGACAGAACAGCAGAGUAUUUUACCACGAUGUUAAAUAAAUAAACAAAACAAUAACAACUGUGCCUGGAGCAACCAGUGGCGCUGUUUCACCUUUCGCGGAUCUCAGCUUUAACCCAACACAUAGCAACCUCUUGGGACCUCUUGGUGUAACAGUUAAGGUGUUGGCUUAUCAUUUCAUUGUGUAGCAAAGGCUCUGUCCCUUUAACUGUACACUCCUGUGUGUGCACCUUCUAUGUAUUAUGUAUUGUAAUGGAAAUUGUUUACCAUUUGAAAAACCAAACAUAGCAAAGGGAACAAAACAGGGAGGGACCUAUCUAAAUGUGUCCAAUGAACUCUUGUUUUUGUUGCAAAAUGUUUUCAGUUUGUAGUAAACGAAUCGGCUUAAUGAAUACACCCCUGUGUUUCUUUGUCUUUUGCUUCAGUGGCAAAGGAAUGUUGCCACUGAGGAUAUUGUUUGGCUAUGCAUUGAAAUGACCUAAUUAUAAAAUUAUGGUGGAUAUAUUUUGUAAAUGUUUUGGAGUUAAUUAUUGUUUAAGAAGUAUGAGAAUUAUGUCUAAUAGGUUUUAUAUAAUGAUGAUGAAUCUCACUGCAAUUAUGUAAUGUUGAAGUCAUUAUUAUGAUUAUUAUGAUUUGGAUACUGGUUCUGAAAUGUGUUGGAAAUAAUGAUGUUUAUGACUAAUAAUUGUUAUGAUAUUAAUAUAUGAUAAUGGGGCGGCAGAGUAGCCUAGUGGUUAGAGCGUUGGACUAGUAACCGGAAGGUUGCAAGUUCAAACCCCCGAGCUGACAAGGUACAAAUCUGUCGUUCUGCCCCUGAACAGGCAGUUAACCCACUGUUCCUAGGCCGUCAAUGAAAAUAUGA
Oncorhynchus gorbuscha (pink salmon) is the source of this 2520-nucleotide messenger RNA. RefSeq names its product zinc finger protein 239-like. The record is from RefSeq and is a predicted model, not a curated record. Gene Ontology annotation, molecular function: DNA-binding transcription factor activity; RNA polymerase II cis-regulatory region sequence-specific DNA binding. The coding region runs from base 140 to 1198 and encodes 352 amino acids. Lineage: Eukaryota; Metazoa; Chordata; Actinopteri; Salmoniformes; Salmonidae. Gene Ontology annotation, biological process: regulation of transcription by RNA polymerase II. The transcript is spliced from 2 exons.